CUCAGUUGGAAAUGGAUUUUUUUCCUGAAGGCCCGGCUUAAAUCGUACUCGGACCGUUCGGCGUUUCUGCUUCUUUCGGUUUUUUGCGGUAUGACCAUUUGUCGAACGGAACAUGAUUAGGGCUUUUUUAAUUUGGAUGUGGAAAAAACUUUGGUGGGCGUGGUAUUUGGGCAUCAUUUUAAUGGUUUGCUAUACCAGAGAAUGUAUGCGGAAAAAAGCCAACUGGGAUAUAUUAUCUGAAUUCAUGGAAUCUCUGACACCAAAAUUUUACAUUGCUCUCACGGCGACUUCGUCCUUUAUCUCAGCAUUAAUUAUGAUUUUAGAAUGGAUGUAUUUUCAAAAGUAUGGAGUUUCAUUCAUUGAACAGUUUUCUUUGAACUACAUUAGUCCAUGGAUUGGUGGUUGUAGUGAUAAUAACCAACCUGUUCCAGGUAAUUUAAUUGUCUCCUAUUUUAUACAUAUUUGUUCAAAUAUAACUACAAAAAGUGAAUUUGUUUCAGAGUGCAAAGUUUGGAGAAAUCCUCUGGGUCUUUUUCGCGGCUCAGAAUACAUAAGGUAUCUUAACUCGACCAGUAGAGAACCUUUGACAUUUUAUGACAUGAAUCUCUCAGCCCAAGACCAUCAAGCGUUCUUUGUUUGUGAGGCCGACGAUGGGAAACCUGACUAUGAAAUAAUGCAAGCUGCUUGGAGAGAAAGAGUACCGCAAGCCAGACUGCAAGCAGCUCAUCUGGCUUUGGAAAAGAAUCCAGAUUGUGUGACCGCUUUAAUAAUGCUUGCUGAAGAAGAAGCUCCAACCAUGGUCAAAGUUGAACAAAUUUUGCGUAAAGCUUUAAAGUUAGCUGAAACUAAUUAUAAAAAAACUCAAAAAUCUCAUCACCUUGAUUCCAAUAUUGAAACGCAACACAGGCGAGACUUAAAUGUGUUGAUUUAUGUACGAAGACGUAUUGCCAUGUGCUGUAGAAAACUUGGAAAACUCAAAGAAGCAGUCAAAAUAUAUAGAGAUUUAAGCAAAGAAAUGCCGCCGAUCAUGAACAUACUAAAUGUGCACGAGAACUUGAUCGAAGCAUUGUUAGAAAUGCAAUCGUAUGCAGAUGUUCAGUCUGUGUUAGCCAAGUACGAUGACAUAAACCUACCUAAAUCGGCAGUCAUCUGUUAUACGUCUGCGUUGUUAAAAGUCCGUGCUGUUGCUGACAAAUUUAACCCAGAAACUAUAAUAAAAAGAGGACCUACUCCAGCCGAAGAAGUCGCCUUUGAAGCAAUACAUCGAGCAGUUGAAUUCAAUCCUCACGUUCCAAAGUAUUUGCUGGAGAUGAAAUCUUAUAUUUUACCUCCGGAACACAUAUUGAAAAGAGGCGAUAGUGAAGCGGUUUCUUAUGCAUUUUUUCAUUUGACACACUGGAAGCGAAUAAAGGGUGCACUCCAUGUUCUCAGCGCAUCGUGGGAGACCACAUUUCAUCAAAUUCCGUAUCCACUAGAGAAGGGAUACCUGUUUCAUCCAUACCCUUCUUGUACAGAACUUGCUGACAGAGAAUUGUUGCCUGCUCACCACAAAGUCAGUGUUUUUCCCAAGAAAGAUAUACCAUUCUUCAUUCACUUCACGGCCGGUUUAAGUUCCUUUUCGGCAAUACUCGCCUUUUUGAUUUAUAUCAACCCACAGUUUAUGGGCAGCAUUGCGUACACUACUGUUAUGUGGAUCAUAAUACCGGUAAACUAUUGUCUUGAUCGACUAGAGACAAUUCUUCCAAAUCACGUAAUGGAAAUCCUUUCGAACAUUUAAAUGAAAAAGGAUAUUUAUCUCAUUGUCUCCAAAAACAAACCAAUCUCAUUUUAUUGUACAUAUUCAAUAUAUAUAUAUUUUUAUAUAUAUAUAUAUUUUUUUUUUAUUGUAAAUAAGUUUGCUACCAUAAGAUAAUAGUCACUUUUGUGUCAGAUUUCUUAUUAAAAGUGUUUUGGUUUUUAUUUGAAACCGAUUAUUAGAUCUCUUAAUUUUUGGAAUCGUAUUAAAUUUUGUUCCCUAUUAUUAAAUAAAUAAACUUAAAGAAAAAAAAU
Molecule: messenger RNA, 2049 nt
Organism: Adelges cooleyi (spruce gall adelgid)
Lineage: Eukaryota; Metazoa; Arthropoda; Insecta; Hemiptera; Adelgidae
Product: suppressor of tumorigenicity 7 protein homolog
Molecular function (GO): protein binding
Source: RefSeq, a predicted model, not a curated record